AGCGGCAGGCGGAGCUGUCAUGUGACGGUCACAUGACUGUGCGUUGGGUUGGCACUGUCGCUGAUUUGGGGUUCUUUUCCUGAUUCGGCCCCGGCAUGAGAGCCCACGGGCAGGGAAUAGCCGCACUUGUGGCGUUCUUGCUGCAAGUCAUUGCUAAGAGCACAGGGCAGCAGGGGAAUGUAGCACCGGUGGAGCUGUGCGGGCACACUUGGGAUGCCCUCGAUACUGAUAAGAAUGUUCUCUACAGAAUUAAUGUCUGUGGUAGCAUGCCUGCAGCAGAAUGUGGAGGACACGAAGCUGCAAUUUGUGCACAGGAUUUAACCAAAAAUACCUUAAGCCCAGUUGGUUUGUCUGGAAAUUCAUAUGUGCAGAUUAGUAAAAACCUUAUUUUGUUCAACACUACGCAACCAUGCUCUGAGUAUGAGCACAGAGUCCAAAGCAGCAUCAACUUAAUCUGCGGGAAAACAUUGGGUACUCCUGAAUUUGUUACCUCAACAGACUGUGUACAUUAUUUUGAGUGGAGAACAUUUACUGCUUGCAAGAAGGACAUUUUUAAACCCAUUAAAGAGGUUCCAUGUUACGUGUUUGAUAAUGACCAAAAGAAACAUGAUUUAAACCCCUUAAUUAAAAUAUCCGGCGGGUACCUGGUGGAUGAUUGGGAUCCUGAUACAGACCUGUUCAUUAAUGUUUGUCGGAAUAUAGGCACUUCUGAUAAAGAGACAACUGGCUGCCCUUCUGGAAGUGCUGCAUGCCUGCUUAAAGGUGGCAAAGGCUACAAUGUUGGUCUUCCGGCGGCUGCUCUUAAUUCUACUGCUAAUGAAAGGCUUGUAAUACGUUAUGAAACGGACACCAAAGCUGUUAUACCAGACUUUUGCAAUGGCCACAACCCUGCUGUCUCUAUAACAUUUAUUUGUCCUUCAACUAGGACUGAGGGAUCAAGCCCCAAACUUACAGCAAACACAAAUUGUCGAUAUGAAAUAGAAUGGGUUACAGAGUAUGCCUGCCACAGGGAUUAUUUGGAAAGUAACAGUUGUAUAUUGACAAGCAAACAACACGAUAUUUCUGUUGACUUGUCUCCUCUUAAGCAGUCAGACGGACAAUCCUAUCAUGCUGUAGAUACAAGUGGUGGAUACACUUAUUACCUGAAUGUUUGUGAUGCAGUCAAAGGAGGUCCAUGCACAGGAAAUUUCUCUUCCUGCCAGUCCAAACAAGGAGCUCAGAUAAAGGGAGCAGGUUCAUACCAGAAUCAAAUCCUCAGAUAUUCAGAUGGGGAUCUUACUUUGACUUAUCCAGGAGGGGAUAAAUGCAGUUCUGGAUUUGAAAGGAUGACUGUUAUUAACUUUGAAUGCAAUGAAACUGCAGUGAAUAAUGGCAAAGGGGUACCAGAGUACAAUGCAGAAACAGACUGUACGUACUUUUUCACUUGGGAAACAAAGUAUGCCUGCAUCAAGGAGAAAGAAGAGCUUCUCUGCCGGGUCACAGACAAUAGAAAACGAUAUGACUUGUCCAUCCUGACACGCAUUGCAGAAUCCAACACAGGCAUUGUUGGGAACUGGGAAGCUGUAGAUGCAAAUCCCACAGCUGCAGACAAGUCUCAUUUUUUCAUCAAUGUAUGUCAUAAAGUUCUGCAGCAGGGAGAGGCAGUGGGAUGUGAUGAAGAUGCAGCAAUAUGUGCAGUUGAUUCCAGCAAAACCAAGAAAAAUUUUGGUAAAUUUAUGUCUCCUCCAAAACAAGUUGGUGACAAUAUCCAGCUGAGCUAUUCUGAAGGAUCACCAUGCCAAGGUGGCAAACGCAUUCAGACCAAUAUCACAUUUGUGUGCAAGCCAGGAGAUCUGGAAAGUCCUCCGGUGCUGAAGAGCUCAGAUACAGAUGGCUGCUUGUAUGAGUUUGAGUGGCACACUGCUGGAGCCUGUGUAUUGUCCAAAGCUGAAGGUGAAAACUGCAAAGUUUUUGAUGCUCUGGCAGGGUAUUCCUAUGACCUCUCACCUCUGACCAAAAAAAGUGACAGCUACUAUGUAUCCUCUGAUGAUUAUGAUUUUGAGAUCAAUGUAUGUGGAAAUGUGACAGGAUCACAAUGUGGAGACAAUGCAGGAGCAUGUCAAGUAACAAAAAGCAAGAGUGACCACUGGAAUAUUGGUAUCAGUAACUCCAAGCUAUCUUACUAUGACGGAAUCAUCCAACUGCACUACACCAAUGGGACACCAUACCAGGAUGAAGGGAAAACUCCUCGCACCUCGCUUAUAACAUUCUUAUGUGACAGGCAAGCAGAUAUUGGCCAACCAGAAUACCAGAAAGAAGAUAAGCACACAUAUAAUUUUAAGUGGUACACAAAAUAUGCUUGUCCAGCUGCUCCUGUGGAAUGCGCUGUGGUGGAUACAAGGACAUCAGAACAAUAUGACUUAUCCAGAUUAACAAAGCCAGAAGAAGAGCAUGUAGUAAACUGGUAUGCAAUGGACAGAGCAACAGAUACACGUAAAAAAUACUACAUUAAUGUGUGCCGACCCCUGGUCCCUGUGCCAGGGUGUGAUCGCUUUGCUUCCGUGUGCCAAACUGAGUAUAACACAAAAUUUGGUUAUGAAGUUGCAACCAUUAACAAUUUGGGAGUUGCAAGUGAGCCACCCGUCAUAAUAGCCAGUGGCCAACUAAUACUUGAAUAUAUAAAUGGCUCUGAAUGUAUCAACAGCUCUGGUUCGAAGAUUGCCUAUACAACAAGAAUACAUCUAGCAUGUAAAAAGGGUGUUUUAUACAGCAGUCCAGUGUUUCUUUCAAGUGAAGAUUGUAUAUUAACCUUUUUGUGGGACACAGAAGCAGCUUGUCCUGUUACCACAGAAAAAGGAAAUGAGACUUGCUCUGUGAAAGAUCCAAACAGUGGCUUCACAUUCAAUCUACAGUCAUUAACAAAUGAGACAGGAUACAUUGCCUCUGGUAAUGGAAAAACAUUCAAGGUAAAUAUUUGUGGUUCAGUGAAAGAUUGUGGUUCUGUUGAUGAUACAGAGGCUGCAGGGUGUGAAUAUGAUGGGGGAACUGCACACAGUCCAGUUCUAGUAGACAAGUCUCUGCAGCUCUCGACUGAAGGUUACAUCACUCUUACAUACCGUGGAAAACCGGAGUCAGGACUUCAAGAUGCAUUUAUAAUCCAUUUUGUGUGCAACGAUGAUUUUUAUCCUGGUGAACUUUCAUUCCUUCGUGAGGAAAUAAACUCAGCGACAAAACUGCACGAUAUACAUUUUGAAUUUAAAACUGCCCUUGUCUGUUCACCCGCACCAGUGGAUUGCCAGGUUACAGAUGCUACUGGAAAUGAAUAUGAUCUAAGUGGCCUGAGCCGAGAUGGUGAACCGUGGGUGGCAGUUGACUCAAUAACCAAAGCAAACAAUAGAACCUUUUAUUUAAAUGUCUGUAAACCUCUUCCAUAUAUUAAAGGCUGCCCAGGUGGUGCAAUAGGAUCCUGCAUGAGCACAGCUGACAAUAAAUAUAUGAAUCUUGGCUUUGUCCAGAUAAGCCCUCAGGCUUCUGCAGAUGGAUAUCUUACUGUUGUCUACAUGCAUGGUGAUAUAUGCCAUGACAAAGAGCGUUUCUCUACAAGAAUCAUCUUUCAAUGUGAUCAUAAUAUAGGAUCACCUGUGUUCCAGCAGCAAGAUGGAUGUGAAUUUGUAUUUUUGUGGAGGACACCUGAAGCCUGUCCUGUAGUAAGAGCGCAAGGCGACAACUGUCAAGUAAGGGAUCCGAAGUAUGGUUAUCUGUACAACCUUAAGCCACUAGGAGAGAAGGACACUGUAAUAAAAGAUAAUGACUAUGUGUACACCUUCAGGGUCUGUGACAAAAUCUCUUCACCUGUGUGUUCCAGUGCACAAAAUGUUUCUUCAUGUCAAGUUAAGGGCACAACUUCCAAGGUUGCUGGUUUGGCCAACCAAAAGCUCAUUUUUGAAAAUGGAUUGAUUAUGAUAAACUACACAGAUGGGGAACGUUGUCAUAAUAUAUACGAACGGUCUACUGUCAUUCUUUUUGUAUGUGACCGCAGCGAACAACAGCCGUACUUUCUGAGGGAAACCGCUGAGUGCUCAUAUAUGUUUCGAUGGCCUACACCACUUGCGUGCCCACCUUUCAAACUUAUUGACUGCUCAUACAAAGACACAAAUGGAAAUUCCUAUGAUCUGUCACCACUGUCACUCCACAGUGAAAACUGGGAGGCCACUGUUCCUGGGACUACACAAAAGUACCAGCUGAAUGUGUGCAAAUCUUUAGUACACGAGAAAGGACCUGCUUCCUGUCAGGAGGGUGUCGCUGCUUGCUUAAGGGAAGGAACCAAGGCCAUUAAUCUUGGUCAACUUGCUAGUAGCCCAAGAUGGGAAAAUGGAAUCUCUAUCCUUGAGUAUAAAAAUGGUGAUACAUGCCCAGAUGGUAUUAGGAAUAAAACAACAACAAUACGAUUCAAGUGUGAUAAAACCCAAAUACACAGCAGACCUCAGUUUAUUUCAGCCUUGCAGGACUGUGAUUAUCAGUUUAUUUGGAGGACUGCCACAGCCUGCCCCCUUGAUAUCUCUGUGCAAGACCAUUGCAUGGUUACAGAUCCUGCAACAGGUCACCUUUUUAAUUUGUCCUUGUUAACCAAGGCUGAUGGUUACAGUGUUGAAGAUGGCAGGAGGUCAGUUAAGUUAAAUAUCUGCAGUGAAGUAAAGAGUGGAUGUGCUUCAGGAUCUGGGGUGUGCAUCUCAGAAGGUGGCAAGAUUUUUAGUGCUGGCAGGGCACAGACUCAGCUCACUUAUAUGGAUCAGGUUGUGCGUCUUGUUUAUGAGGACGGUGAUCCAUGCACUAUAAACGGUCGUAAGCACAGAAGUGUUUUUAGCUUUGUAUGUGGGAUGGGCUCUGACACAGCUAGCAAUCCGACUCUAGUGUCAUAUGAUGGACCAACAUGCACAUGGGACUUUGCUUGGCACACCCCAGUCAUCUGUGAAGAGAAGCCAAAAUGCUUUGUGAACAAUGGCACAUCCCUUAUUGAUCUGACUCCUUUGAUCAAGAACACUGGCAAUUAUAAAGCGGUGGAUGGCACCACUUCCGGUAACAUAGUUGAUUUUUACAUCAACAUCUGCGAGCCAUUAAACCCAGAGGUGGAUGUAAAGUGCCCUCCAGGAGCAGCAGUGUGUCUGGACCCUUUACACGGAAGCCCAUUUGAUAUUGGGCGUGCCCGUAGUCCUCCCCAGAUAAACCCAGCAAUUGACAAGGUUAUGCUCAUGAUGGAGAGUCCUACUCAGUGCGCAACUGACAAACAGCAAAACUACUCCUCAGUUAUCAUCUUUCAUUGUGCCAGGGGGACUGAUCUGGGAACACCACAGCUGGUGGAGGUGACACAGUGCAAAUAUAUAUUUGAAUGGGGCACAUCAGUAGUCUGUCCAGAUGAAGAGGAAAUUGCUGAUUGCACCUUGACUGAUACACAGCUUCAAUAUACAUUUAAUUUGUCUAGUCUCUCCAGGGGCUCAUUCAAGACCCCUGAUCCUAAGACCUAUUAUGUAGGAGUGUGUGCAGCAGCAAAUGUACCAAGUGGUAAAUGCAAUGGAGCUGUGUGCCUUGUGUCUGGAAGCAGUGUAGUUUCUUUUGGCAGUGCCAAGGAAAUGAAAAUGAAUUAUCUCCAUCAAGAGGAGACGCUGGUAGUCCAGUAUGGUGGUGGAGAUUUAUGCCCAGAUAAAUCACAAGGAGAAUCCACCAUUUUAUUCAAAUGUGAUGAGCAAGCGGGAAUAGGGAAUCCGGUGUUAUUUAGUGAAACUAGAGGCUGUUCUGCUACCUUUGAAUGGAAAACAAAACUCGUGUGUCUGCCAAGAAAGUUGGAUUGCAAAUUAGUUUAUCAUCAUAAGACCUAUGACCUUAGAAUGCUCUCCUCAAUGACAGGAUCCUGGAAUUUUGUUCAUGAAGGCAGCUCUUACUACAUAAACCUUUGCCAGAGUGUGCACCAGGGGCCCCCAGGAUGCUCAGACAGCACUAGUGUUUGCAUUAAAAGCUCCAGUGGAAAUGUUCAGAACUUGGGUCAAGUUCAUACACAGACUGUUACUGUGAAAGAGAAUGCUGUUUAUGUGAAGUAUUCUAACGGGGAUACCUGUGGAAACAACAAAAAGUUCUCUACCACCAUAGAGCUGAGAUGUUUUACUACAGUUGGUACUCCAACACUCAAUAGAUACGAUGCAAAACUCUGUGAAUAUCAUUUUAUAUGGAACACUCGAGCGGCUUGUGGAAGUAUUCCAAAACCUGCGGAAAUGAAAAAUGGCAUAUUAAGCCUUGAUGAUGGUGUUAAUGUCAAUUUAACUGAUAUUUAUUUCAAAUCAUAUAAUGCUACUGGUGACAUCCGAUCGAAUGGCAAGGACAGCUAUGUCUAUGAGAUACAGUUAUCUGGAAAAGCAGAUUCCCGCUACCAGGAAUGUAAAGAUGCCAGCGUAUGUCAAAUAAAACUAAAUGGGGAUUUCAAAAGACCAGUUGGUUCUGUUAGGAAUGUCAAGUAUUACAUUAAUGAUGAUGAUUUGGAUGCUGUGUUCACUUCUGACUCUCAGUGUGGCAAAGAUAAGUCAAAAAAUGCUACAGCCACCAUCUUGUUCUACUGCAGUCAGAUUGUCGGGGAGGGAAGGCCAGAAUUCUUCCACGAAACGACCGAUUGUCAAUACUUGUUUACUUGGUAUACUUCCGCCGUCUGCCCCUUGGUGCCUAAUGGCAAUCCAGGCAGUGAGCCGAACUACCAGGGCCUGUCUGGCCGGAGCCAAGCUGUGGGUGCCAUUCUCAGCAUACUACUGGUUGUUCUUGUUAUAUGCCUGCUGGUGCUCUUGCUGUACAAGAAAGAAAGAAGAGAAAGUGUGAUGUUCAAGAUAACCAAUUGCUGUAGAAGAAAUUCUCCCGUGUCCUACAAAUAUACCAAGAUCAGCACUGAAGAAGAAGCAGAUGACAAUGAGACUGAAUGGCUAAUGGAAGAGGUGUCCACAGGCAAUAAUGCAAAACAACGUCAAGAGAAUGGUCACAUUAAGUCUGUAAAGCCCGGGACCUUCACCUCACUUCCUGUGGACGACCUGGACAGUGAGGAUGAAGUCUUAACCAUACCAGAAGUCAGAAUUCAGUCUGCCAGGAACAAAGAGAUGAAUGCAAGUCAGGCACAAAGAGGCUACAGUUCUGCCAUUGACGAGAAGUUGAUGGGAGCACAGAAUGGAGCACGAGGAAAUCAGGGCAAGGCCAAGCCUGGUCACCAUAAAAAAGAAGAUAAGCUGAAUGUCCUUUCAUUCCAUGAUGACAGUGAUGAAGACAUGCUGAAUGUGUAGCACCGGUGUGUACGCUCACUCCCAUUUACUCUUUGUGCCUAAGAAAAUAUUGUUGGGACAGACAAAGCUACUGCAACCAAAUAUGAAUAACUUGACCUAAUGCGCUGUUCCCUCACAUUUUUCUCCUUGGGGGGAAAUUUAGGAAAACAAACUAAAAUAAAAAGUGCAAGGAAAGAGAAGAAGGGAAGUGGCCUUUUUGCAGUUUACAGUGAUGAUAAUGUACAGAUUUAGUGCGCAGUGGGUUUGCGGGGAAGUUCAGUGCAUUUGGAAUCGUAGCCUCCUGGGAUUCCUGUGCCAUCUAUGGGAGCUGAUCAUCUUCUUGCUUUGUACGUUGCACUUUGUAAUCAAUGAAAUUCAAAGAAACUUCAAUGACUUGAUCCUCUGGCAGCGGUGAGAGAAAAGAGACUACUGGCAUCUUCACUAUUUAUUCGCUUGAACUACAUCUCAGGUUGGCUGAAUAAACAGCACCAAGUUCUUCCUGCCGGCAGGGUAAAACAAUAAUAAUCGAAAUACUGAUGGAGCAGAGAAACGCACUCCCCUUUGGUCAGAACUAUUAGGAACCUGGCCUCUUCGCUUCCUUUAUUAAUUCCUUUUCUUUAAAUCCCAGAGCAUUAUAUGAAGGACUGUCAUGAAUGUCAUGUUUUCUGUAGUAAUAUAUCAUAGGUAUGGUACCUGCUGCUGUCUGUGCACGACAUAAACUUGUAUUGCUCUGUAUGUGUUUGGGGUGUAGAGAUCACUUGAUCUACAUUUAAUUAGUACAUCAGAACCCAGCUUAAAUCUAAAGAAACCGAUUGAAGUCCUCAUGUGAUUUCAUCCUAAAUCUCAGUUAUGCUCUGCUGAGUGCAGCUCUGGUAAAUGCCAUAAUAUUAAAUCCAAGUCCUAUAAAGAGGCCUUACAGUGUGCAUCCAGCAGUAUUCCUAGGCAGUGUGCAAGGUCAGCGGGAAAUCAUUCCGUUCAUUACUUGCCAUUGUGUGCCAACUAUCCACAAAACUGGCACAGGCCAAUUUGGGUGCUUCCAUUUCCUUCUUGCUGAACAGUAAUGUAACCAAGCUAACACCGUGUGACACUGUAUUCUGGGUGUGAAGUGGUCAAAAUACAGUAUUGGCACAUGAAAUAUUCCCUUUAUAAGUUUAGAUAUUACCUAGUGAUGGGCAAGUAAAGCCUGAAGUACAGUAAGCUUUGCAGAUUGGUGUAGGAAAUGUGGUUGAUGUGCCACAUUUAAUAGCUUCUGUAUCUCUGUCCUUUAGGGGUUUACUUGCCCUUUAAAGACUGAGUGCAUUUUGUAUAAAACUUUACAUUGCAUUUCCACAAGAUGAAGGAAUCCAUUUUCUUUUGCACUUUUGGCAACAGACGUUUUCCGUAGCUUGCUAGGUUGUUAGUAAAAGCCUCCCCAGCCAAAAGGGGGCAGUAUAUAACAUGUUGGUUAUAUUGGGGAAAAGCCAGCGCUUAUGUGUGUAGUGUCCCUUUACCCUAGGACUAUUUGUAUUUUACCCCAUUUCAAUAAAACAAAAAUGUGUUUGUUUAUGAACCCCAGCCAGAUAUAACACUCCUAUAUUAUCUUUGGUUGCGAGCAGCAUUCCCAGCAUCCUCAGCCAGUUUGCAUUUAUGCUUACCUAGAUGGUUGUUGUAGUUCACAGCGGCUGAGUAGCGGUGGCUUUGACUGUUCUGUUAUUAAUGCAGUAUAUACAGGACUAUCAAAUUAUAAGUCUUCUCCCACUAUUGAUAUUUUUAAAAUCUGCAGCUGAAAUACAGUGAUUUUUACAGUUUUAUUAACUUUUUUUAAAAGAAAACAUGCAGGCAAUAUGCCCAACUAACCCCCGGUGGGGGGGGGAAUGUCUCUGUUCUAGGCAUCCUUUACUGCAUAUUUGUUUGCAUAUGCACUGAAGCUUCCAUACUGCUUUUGUCAGUGGGGGGUAAUCUCCAUAGUCAAAAGGUGGCCAUACACUUUGACGUGGACUCUUUUGGUGAGGUCUCCAAAUGAGUGGAUCUCUCCCCAGUCCAGCCACCCACACGCUGGGCCAGUGUGGUCUGAUCCUAGUUGAUGACCUCCACACACCAAUUUGUUCCUCGACCAGUCAAGUUUUUAAUCUGCCCAAUGGAUUUAUUGCUAUCUUUUGGGAGUCCUUAGGUUGCCACCCCAGUCUGGAUAGGCAGGGUAAGCCGCUUAGAUUGCCCAGUCUAUGGCCAGCUAAAAACUGAACAGUAGUAUGUGGUGGCUACAGUUUUGGUGUAGUACAUAGAGAGGGUAUAUCAGCCCUUUGUGUCCUCAGAUGUAGCCAUAGCGUCACUCAAUUAUUUUUUCUGCCUUCCCAACCCACAAAUAAUACAGUCUCACCAAUGCCAAUCAGUAGAGCCUGGGACAGGUAGAACCAUACAGCUAGUAACAGUGCUGGGUGCUGUUCUAAGACACCAGGAUCCAAGAUGGGGGUACACCUUGUAUAACAAACAUUUGGAAGUAUAACCCACAAUACAUUUCCUGUAUGACCUAUCCCAAUAUACAUUUGCUCCUCUACUUGGGAAAUCCCAAUUCACAUGCCACAGACAAUCCUGCCAAAUGAGGCUUCGUUUUUGAACCAAAUUGUUUUCCUUUUUACUUCUGUGCCAAUGUUGAGAGCAGAGUGAAUAGAGUAGCACACUGAGGGUACUCAUGCCAUCCCUGUUAGCCAUUUGAAUCCCUUUUAAGGAGCAGAAACAGGUGCAGAUGGGGGGAAAUGUAAGCAACAUUUGCACUAGCAUAAUCUCCCUUGUUACUUUGCAUUCACACUGCUUUAUACAUUGCCCUGUCUAUAAGACAUUUGGUACAGUUCAUGUGGAGGUACAGUGACCAGAUCUUCCCUUUAAUGCUUGGCCCCAUUAAAAAAACAAAACAUUCAUUCUGCAGGGUUCCAUGGUAGCCAAACAUCCCUUCUCUCUGCAUUUUUAGUAUGUGGCCUCUUAAAGGGGUGGCCUGGUAAAGGUUAUUUGUGGUAUGUUUUUCCCUGUGAAGUUAAUUUAAAGGUGAUGCUGAGUGAGCCUCAGCUCAGGUACUUCCCAUAUGAUUUGUAUAUUUUUGCUGAUUCUUUUGGUUUAUUGGUAAAAGAAGCUUUUUUUUUUAAUUUGUGAUCCUCUUGUAAUAUAAAAGUAUUGAACAAAUAAAAAAUAUAAGUUAUAA
Messenger RNA from Xenopus tropicalis (tropical clawed frog), 10437 nucleotides. RefSeq names its product insulin like growth factor 2 receptor (gene igf2r). Bases 96 to 7286 code for a protein of 2396 amino acids. Gene Ontology annotation, molecular function: D-mannose binding; signaling receptor activity. The record is from RefSeq and is a predicted model, not a curated record. Gene Ontology annotation, cellular component: membrane; endomembrane system. NCBI's taxonomy places the organism in Eukaryota, Metazoa, Chordata, Amphibia, Anura, Pipidae. The transcript has 47 exons. Gene Ontology annotation, biological process: lysosomal transport.